Messenger RNA from Anisakis simplex (herring worm), 633 nucleotides. NCBI's taxonomy places the organism in Eukaryota, Metazoa, Nematoda, Chromadorea, Rhabditida, Anisakidae. The record is from the annotation of a GenBank genome assembly.
AUGCCUCGUUCCGUAAAGCACGGCGGUAAAAAGGGUCUUCAUGUAAGCAAUAAUAAGAAGAAUGCAUCAAACGCUAGAAAGAAAGCGCAGAAGAAGAAAACACUUGCUACAAAAUGCGCAAGCAAAGAGAUUCUGAGUGAAUGGAUCGAAGGUAAAACACUGAAACAAAAUCUUGAAUCAAUGGGUCUUGUAUAUGACGCGAAUAAAGCCAUUCCGAUUCGUCAGCAAAUCAGCAAUACAGCUGAUGAUGAAGUAGAAGAAAUGGACGUUGAAGAAGUGAAUGCUCGAGGAAGUAUCAAAGAACAAAAAGAAAAACUUCAUUCAAAAAAAUCCAGCAGCGAUCCAAAUGUUGAUCGUGCGAAGGCAGCGCGUGUGAUACGUGCGCUGGAAAGGGAAGUGAAACGAGAGGAGAAACAAAUAAAGAAAGGGCGAACUUACAGACUGCUAGAAAAAGAUAUUGAGUUUUGUGUUUACAUGAUACAAAAACAUGGAGAGGAUUAUGAGAAAAUGGCACGUGAUGCGAAGAAUUUGUAUCAAGAUACACCAAAACAGAUUCAACGUAAAAUUCGCAUAUUCAAACAAAGUCCCGAAUGCAGUCGAUUAUUACCAGGAUCAUCUAGUACUGCGUCGUGA